This is a messenger RNA of Candidozyma auris, 3945 nucleotides long. RefSeq lists its product as uncharacterized. Gene Ontology annotation, molecular function: guanyl-nucleotide exchange factor activity. The transcript has a single exon. The coding region runs from base 1 to 3945 and encodes 1314 amino acids. The record is from RefSeq and is a predicted model, not a curated record. NCBI's taxonomy places the organism in Eukaryota, Fungi, Ascomycota, Pichiomycetes, Serinales, Metschnikowiaceae.
AUGGACAUUUACAAGAGGUAUGCCUCGGGCGAACACGACAGGGAGUUUUUUGCAAAGCAUAAUAAUAACGAACUAAUUAAGCUACGACCUUUACUGGGACAGUUCGACAAUGUUGAUGCAAAAUCAGUUUCAAGACCAGUGCUGUACUGGCAAGCAAUCUUCCCACAAGCGGCGUUUUUCGCUGGUUACGACCAUGAGCUUUUCGGUCAUGUUGUAACUGUCGUGUACAAGAACGAGGUUACUUCGAAAUUGAGUGCUGUUUCAAUUACUAAAUAUGGCUGCAACGUCUAUGAAAACCUCUUGCUUGAUGUCAGGCUGCGCUUCUGGCCAGCUUGCGAGAACUUGGAUGAGAAACACAAAGAUUCCAAUGUCAGAAGAGCUCUUGCCAUAGCCAAUUUGAAAAAUCAUAAUCAACUUCAUAAUAAUAGCGAGAGCUUCCAUUCCCGUUGGGACGAGACAAACGCAGGUGCCUUGGCAAGCUCUAUGGAUGUAUUGACAGGGAAGGUCCCUGUGGAAUUGGGCGAGAAAUUGUUACAGUUGGGCCUUCUUCAGGAUCACUGGGUGUCCUCAAUGCUUGUAGAUGUGGUCUAUGACUCGAAAACGCCUUUGAACGGCGAGAAUACAAUUGAAGAGAACAACAAGCUUGUAUUUGCCUUGGGAAAACAAAUGGACCAACUUUUUGAUCCCUUACUCGAAUACUCCCCUCAGGCCAUGGACUACCACUAUGUUAUUCCCCAGCAUCCCGUUCCUACAGUUCUCCAAAACAAUGUUCAAGUGAAUAAGGUUCUAGACGAGCUCUUUGAUGUUCAAGCUAAUUAUGCUAUGGACUUAAUAGCCAUUUUACAGGACCUCAUCAAUCCUCUCAGAGCUAAAGUGCUUUCAUCGAAAUCUUCCUUGGGCAUUCAGAAAGUCAACCUCAUAUUUCCACCAACCAUCGAUGAGAUUUGUCGAAUUAACUGCAUCCUCCAUGACUCUUUGACCCGUGCAAGAAAGUAUGGAUAUGUUGAAGUAUUUCAUGUGUUUGAGAACAUUCUUCCUUACUUCUACAAAGCAUUCAUUAGGCACGAAGCUAAUCUACGCAAUUUCCAUUCCCGCUUAUCAAAAUUUUUGGAGAAGGAGUCCAAGCUCAUGUCGUCACCUGAAAUAAAUCGGAGAAAAUUUUCUGCAAGAUCUAUCGAGGCAAUCGUCUCAGGAUCCAUUUUGGAAUUACCAAGAUUAAAGCUCAUCCUCAAACGUCUUCACUCCCUGAUCGAAAUGGAGAAGGCUAGGUACAAAGACAUUGAGCAAGCUAAUAAUAGUGAGGCUCCAAUUCUCGAUAAGGCCUUUAACACAUGUGUCGAAAUAAUUGAUAGUUUCGGGUAUAAUGAACAGGAGCAAGAGCCUUCAACUAAAAAUCGUGUCUUCACACCAUCCGGCAAACUACUCACUGAGAUUGCCACAGAAUGGCCAAAUGAGCUUCAAUAUGGCUGGAUAAAUCGAAAAGUCAUAGGCGUCCAUGAAAUGAAAGAGGUGAUUUCGACACCUGCCAGUUCACAAAUACUUAUCAUCUUCUCCGACAGUCUUCUAUUUCUUGAUCUGUUUCUGAAUGAAACAGAUUCUUCCUUGCUGGUUCCAUCAGUUUUGAUGAAUUCCCUUAUCAACGAGAAGCCAUUGCCGAAGCUCUCUCAAUUUCCUCAACUAAAGGUCAAAUUCUGGUGUCCUGUCACGGACGUCAUUGCUCAGGGUUAUCAGUUUCAAGACGAGACUUUCCUUUCGUUCAUGGCGUUUGGGGAGUCUGAGUUUAGAGAUCGCAAUGGAAGUCCACAGAAUCUGGUUCAGACUUUCAAGGUGGUGGAUUGCGCAGAGCAUUCAAUUACUUCUAGUCUCCAGAAAGCCAAAGUCCUCCAAAAGACAACCUCCUUUCAUCUUUUCAGUGAUCAGGAAGGCGGAAUUCUGCGAUUAUAUUGUGCCCACGAAAGACAUGCUUACAAAUCUGAAGCCUCAACAGCUCCAAUUGUGAUUCUUCUCAACCUUAAUCAUGAUGAAAUUGAGCGGUUAUUCAAUGAUCAUCCACACGUCUACCUAGUUCUUAAUGCCUCUUUCUUGAACCAUCACACAGUGCAUAUUUCCGGCCAUGAUCGUUCAGGGAAGUAUAAAGUUGAAGAAAUCGUCGGAAUAGCAGAUCUUCGGGAAUCAGUAAGAGAGAUGCUUUCGCAAGCUAUUGAUGCAUUUUACCAUUCGUCCCAUUUUUCAAAUGUGGUCAUCCAAGGUUACGAGAAAUCACUUGCUUAUUUCGCCGAUAGCUACGCUAAGGAGACCCUGGGUAAAGCUAUCCUGAAAGUGGCGAAGGAUAUGCCUUCAGGGCAAGAAAUGAAUAAAAUUACUAGUGAGAGUCUCACCGCAGGUGAACAAGAACGAAAUGUGUCCGGAAGGUCUAGGAAUAUCAGCGCAGAAAGGUCGAAGCCCUUGAAAAACUACGGCGAACCAAAUGCGGAUUCUGAGAAUUUGAGCGUUGAGGCAGCCAGUACUUGUAUGCCAAAACUUUUCUUGCUCAGCUUAUUUCAUAAAUUGGGAAAGAAGAAGAGGAAAACACCACGGAAAAGUGUUCCUGCUGAUAUUCGUGUCAAAGAGAGUGAGAAGAAAGUUCCCGGAACGGAAAACCCAUGUGGAAAGAAGCAGGUGUACGAAAGUAUCUACAAGCCUGUUCCUACUUUACGAGAAAGUUCUAUAUCGUCAGCGCCUGUCUCUGAACGUGAGCCUCAGCAUAGGAGCCUCUCGACCAACACUGGAAGCUCGUCUCAUUAUACCAAUACUUCCUUACAGGUGCAAUCCAACUUCCAAUUCCCUCCCGGCCCUGCUGUGGAGAAUGCAAUCACAGAUGGGUCCCAUAGCAAGCCAGCGACCUUGCCGGUAAAGCGUGUUGUUUCUACUGUACAUGAAGAAGGUCAAAUUCCGGACGACCAAUUGCCUAAUACAACUAUCACAGACAUUAAUCUGUCUGACAUCGAAAAGAAUGAUGUUAUGCUCGAUACAGUGGUUGACCGUGUUUUGGAAAGCAAGGAAGCUGCUCCUCAGUCCCCACAGUAUAGAGUCACUCAAGGGAAGAAGUUGUUUUCUGAGAGCGGAAUUCCAUCGAAACCAAAGAAGAGAGUUUUCCUGAGUCAAGACAUUGCGAAUGCAUUGGAACAGAUCAAUGCAGCUGGAAUAUCUCCAGAAACGUACGCAAAGUACAAAAAAUAUGAGGAACUACCUACCGUCGAUUUUUACAGUGACGGGGAGGCAAACUGGAUAACUAUCACAAGGGAGGAUUCUUCCAAUUUGGCAAGAGAAGUACGAGCCAUGAAGGAGGAAGCCAAUAUGGACACAUUGGAUGUGAUUGACGUUGGCAAUGCCGGAUCUCCGUUGAGAAUGACUCCACAGAAAAUACGCUACAACACCAGUGAUGGUACCAUUUCAAGCACUGAUAAUGAUGGCAUCGACGAGAAUUUAAGUCAAGACACAGUCAAACUUCAGCCACCUCAACCACCAGCUCAUAACGUUCUUCCUACAGAAGAGUCUCAAGAGUCCCUUAGCUCAUUCCAAUACAUGAGUGAGUUUGGAAGAAAGUUGGAUGAGGGUUUCCAUCUUGAGGAUCUGUGGGACCAGAGGUCUUUGCCGUUUACUGUAGACACCUUGGUCGUGGAAGAAAAGGAGGAGCCAGAGAACAAGUCCACCUCUGACAUGCAUUCGCUUACCGUCUCAUCAGAAGAGUACUUCUCGCCAGAAGAGUACAUGAGUGCAUUAAAAAGUGAGCUUUUUCCCGAGGAAGUAGAUGUUGGCCACACCUUAACCCUGUCUUCAAGUGAGAAGACACUUAUGAAUGUUGCAAGGGAGUUUGAGAAGGCAGAUGACGACAACGGAUUUCAAAUAAAGUUCGAUUCGGUCGCCUAUCUUUCGGAUAUUCUUAAUGGCACCGUCAAGAUCUAA